Molecule: messenger RNA, 747 nt
Organism: Talaromyces marneffei
Lineage: Eukaryota; Fungi; Ascomycota; Eurotiomycetes; Eurotiales; Trichocomaceae
Exons: 1
Coding region: 1-747 (248 amino acids)
Molecular function (GO): oxidoreductase activity
Source: RefSeq, a predicted model, not a curated record
AUGACUUCCAAAGCAAUAGUCCUCAUUACCGGCGCCAAUAGAGGCAUUGGCUAUGGCGUCGCUCGCAAAUUAGCUCGUGAACACCCAAACUACCACAUCAUCAUCGGCAGCCGUGACGCUGCCCAAGGUCGUGAGGCAGCUUCGUCUUUACUCGCCGAAGAAGCAUCAUCCUCACCAUCAAUAUCCAGCGUUGAGCUAGACGUUACCUCCGACACCUCAAUCUCAGCCGCGAGAAAGACCAUCGAGACAGAACACGGUCGUCUAGACGUCCUCAUCAACAACGCCGGAAUCGCACUCGACGUCAAAGAGAAAGGGAAAAUCUCCCUUCGCACAAUGAUGCAACGCACCUACGAUGUCAACGUCUUUGGCGCAUCAGUCGUCACUGAUACAUUCAUCCCCUUGCUCGAAAAAUCCGACAACCCUCGGAUUGUAUUCGUCUCAUCGACUCUUGGCUCGCUCACAUUUGCAUCUGAUCCGAGUACACAGUAUUCCAAUGAACUCUUUCCUACGUACAGAUCCAGCAAAACGGCGCUGAAUAUGGUCAUGUUGUAUUAUAAUUCUUUAUUGCAUAAAAAGGGGUUCAAAGUGAAUGCUGCCUGUCCAGGGUAUAUUGCAACGAAUUUAAAUUCGUUCCAUGGUAGAGGGACGGUUGAGGAGGGGUCUAUGAAUGUUGUGAGAUUGGCAGUUUUGGGCAAGGAUGGAGAGACGGGGACGUUUUCGGCUAGUGAUGGAGUGAGACCUUGGUAA